AUGGACGCCUCGCGCGAAGAGCUCGAAGACGCCAUCGCCCACAUCAUCCCUGACAAACCUUUUCCCAAAUACAUCGACGAGACCGUCUUCCUCGAAUUACAAAGCUUGCUGAGCCAGCAUCCCGACAAGAUCUUUUCGGUAUGGGCUCACGAGAACCCGCGGCUUUUUCUCCUCCUACGUAUGCUAGGCUGCGACGAUGACGCCCUCUACCAGAAGCUAGAUAGCGAGAAAAUCAGCGAUUUCUGGCUUCCUCUGGGAUCCGCCACGCUGAAUCAGCUUUCCUCCUACACAGACAUCGCAGCACAGGACUGGCGCCGGGCUCAGCUUCAUGUCCUAUCGCAGUCCGAUCAGAUGAGCGAGCAGAAGCUCACAUCGCCUAUUCACGCUCACCGGCAUAUACAGAAUGGUAACGCGCAUUUUGAAGAGUUGGACAAGCUUGGAAAAGGAGGUUCUGCUGAAGUGGCUCGUGUCAGGCAUAAGCUAUCAGCGAAAGAGUUUGCGUGUAAACGCAUCAAAAGGGCCCCGGAGGUCAAGUUGCAACGCAACCAGCUCAUCGAGUUCAAUGCUGAAGUCAGCGUGUUGAAACGCGUCAGCCACCACCACCUCGUCAGCUUCGUUGCGAGCUUCACAGACUUAUCUUCGUUUUCGCUCAUUCUCAACCCUGUCGCGAAGGAUGUCCUCAAGAGCAUGUUGGAGCGACAGGCGCGGGAUGAACCCCUUCCUGAAGCAGACAUCUCCGCUUUACGUCGUUCACUCGGGUGCCUCGCCACCGCGCUUGCUUAUCUACACGAAGAAGGUGUGCGUCACAAGGAUAUCAAACCCGGCAACAUUCUUCUGAGCGAUGGAUGCGUCUACCUGUGCGAUUUCGGCAUCUCACGUGACUGGUCCAAGGCUGAACACUCCACAACAGAGGAUGAAGUCUUGAAACUGACGCCUCGAUAUUGUGCACCCGAAGUUUUCGAAAAAGGGCCCCGCAACACAAAAAGCGAUGUGUGGAGCUUGGGAUGCGUUUUCUUGGAGAUCAUCAGUGUUGUCAAAGGCUACCCAAUGGAAGAGUUCAACAGCUUCUUACUGGACGCCAGCGACCAUCAAAGCGAGAAAGGGCUCUGGUGCGCUUUGGAUGCUAUGACUGCCUGGCUAGAAGAGAUCAGAAGUGAGAAAAAUGAUUCUGCAGAUGAUGUCCCACUGGGUUGGAUCAUGACCAUGAUUCGCCCCGAAAAGGAACAUCGUAUCAAGGCAAGUGAAUUGGUCGAGAUGAUAGUGAAGUGCUCUAGCGAGCUCGAAGGACCUGACUUGUACAUUGGCCCUUGCUGUACACGACCCGAUAGCGUCGCUUUGCCAGACUCAGUAGACAGUCCGACAUUGAAUGCACCUAGCUUCCAAGGCUUAGAGAGGCAUAUCCUCAACACGACGUAUGCUUCGACGCCCGACAACAUACCUUUCGACUCUAGUGUUCCGACUAUUCAGACGUGUGCGAAGUGCGAAGUAGGUGAAGACAGGAUCCAGAUCUACGAGACCUAUCGCACUAGACCGGAAAAUUCUUCCACCUCGACAAUGCCUAUGUUGUGGUGGUCAACUCGACGCUUAGUGAUCAGCUACGUAUCGGGACAGCCUAAAAUGCGACAUUGCAGCUCAUUCUGGCUUCCUCUGGCGGAUAUCCAAUGCAAGCUUGCGGAAAAUACAGUGACACUGAAGUGGUCCGACUGCAACCAGAUGACUGAACGAAUGUCCGGAAACUACUCCACUCACUACGACUGGAUAUACAACCCGAGCAGCACGAACAAUUCUAUCCAAGUACGCUUCAAUACCUCCGAAGAUGCACGAAGGUUUGUCGAUAUAGUGAGGCUUCCCUACGAAGAUGGUGAGACCAUUAGCAAUGGCCGACAAAUUGAUGUCUCCGAAAAUACUGAGCUCAAUAUUUUCGAUGUAGGACGUCCUGGUGUGCGUAAUUACCGAGCUGCGACCCUGACGUUCGUAAACAAUUCCUUGGCAACCUCAAAACUAUAUAUUCAGUGGCCUGAGGCUGACCUGGAUAUACACAUUCGGGACUCGUUCGACGCUCGCUCUGCUGCAUCGACAGGGUAUGAAAUGGUCGUGGAGGUAAAAAAUGUGGCAACGCCCACCUACCACAGCGACACACGCGGCGAGCCCGCAGCCGACUACGAUCGGGUUGCAAGAUUCAAUGAGGCACGUCAGCUCAAGACAAGUCUUGCCGUCGCCUUCCAGAUCGGCCUCAAACAUGGCUUGCCUAGACCACCAGAUGGUGUUACGGACAUGCUCCAAGGCCUGACUGGAUGGACGCUAUGCUACUUCGCCAUCGUUACUAGAUUCAAAUCGAAGAAUAAACGCUUUGGUUCCAAGCGCCACGGCCGUGCCGACGUCAUGCUCUGGGAGAAAGAAGUCGACGAUACCACUGCCGGCUUUAAACGGCGGGGCGCCAAAGUCGUCUUCCGACUCCAUGAAGCUGAAUUGCUGUGGGCCAGCGGUAGCAUCACCGGCUCCACGAGUAUCUCCACCUCCGCUGGGCAAGAUGCCACAAUUUCUGUUUCCAAAAAAACGCGAGGUAAACUUUUGAAUGUUAGCAAGAUGGUUGCGAUCGCCUCUGAGGCGACGAGACCCUCAGACAGUGGACACUCAAGGGGGCACUCUGAUGUUCAUGAGGAUAUGUCUGACCUAGUGCUUACCUUCGAAAACGAGCAAUAUCGCCUUGAAUUCGUCAAGCUCGUAACGCAUUUCAAAACAGCUGCAGCCACUGCAGCCCCGCUGUCUCGUACGGCAACCGGCGUCGAAUCCAUGCGGCGAAUGAACAGCCCCGCUUCGACCGACGUGCACAUCAGUCCACCGAUGCGAUGA
Messenger RNA from Didymosphaeria variabile, 2853 nucleotides. RefSeq lists its product as uncharacterized. NCBI's taxonomy places the organism in Eukaryota, Fungi, Ascomycota, Dothideomycetes, Pleosporales, Didymosphaeriaceae. Gene Ontology annotation, molecular function: ATP binding; protein serine/threonine kinase activity. Bases 1 to 2853 code for a protein of 950 amino acids. The record is from RefSeq and is a predicted model, not a curated record. The transcript has 4 exons. Gene Ontology annotation, biological process: peptidyl-serine phosphorylation; peptidyl-threonine phosphorylation.